Messenger RNA from Myotis brandtii (Brandt's bat), 2294 nucleotides. It is a transcript of the gene FRMD5, whose product is annotated as FERM domain containing 5. The record is from RefSeq and is a predicted model, not a curated record. Gene Ontology annotation, cellular component: cytoskeleton. Lineage: Eukaryota; Metazoa; Chordata; Mammalia; Chiroptera; Vespertilionidae. The transcript has 13 exons.
GAUGCCAAAGGCCAGUACCUAUUUGACCUUCUUUGCCACCACCUGAACCUACUUGAAAAAGACUAUUUUGGGAUCCGCUUUGUGGACCCAGAUAAGCAGCGGCAUUGGUUGGAGUUUACGAAAUCUGUGGUGAAGCAGUUGAGAUCCCAGCCUCCGUUCACCAUGUGUUUCCGGGUGAAGUUCUACCCUGCAGACCCUGCUGCCCUGAAGGAAGAAAUAACCAGGUAUUUGGUCUUCCUGCAGAUCAAAAGGGAUCUCUACCACGGCCGCCUCCUCUGCAAAACGUCCGAUGCCGCCUUGUUAGCGGCUUAUAUCCUUCAAGCGGAGAUUGGAGAUUAUGACCCAGGAAAACACCCUGAAGGCUACAGCUCCAAAUUCCAGUUUUUCCCUAAACAUUCAGAGAAGCUGGAAAGGAAAAUUGCUGAGAUUCACAGGACAGAACUCAGUGGUCAAACACCAGCAACAUCAGAGCUGAACUUCUUAAGAAAAGCGCAGACACUGGAGACCUACGGAGUGGACCCUCACCCGUGUAAGGAUGUGUCCGGAAAUGCUGCGUUUCUGGCCUUCACUCCUUUUGGAUUUGUUGUUCUUCAAGGAAACAAGAGGGUCCACUUCAUUAAAUGUAUCCUGUUUGCCUCUUUUACUGCAGCCAUUCACUGGGCUGGUGGCUUCAAGGAUUUUUCUACAAAACCCCCUAAGCCCCUUUCCUGGAAUGAGGUGACCAAGCUGAAAUUUGAAGGGAAGACUUUCUAUUUAUACGUAAGUCAGAAAGAGGAAAAGAAAAUUAUUCUCACAUAUUUUGCUCCAACUCCAGAAGCCUGCAAGCACCUCUGGAAAUGCGGAAUUGAGAACCAAGCCUUCUACAAGUGAGUAGACAACACGUGGCAUGGGACCGUCAUUAUCAGAGCCAGUGCGGGGAACGCUGCUUUCAGAGGGAUGAUGGACAGGUACAGUGGCCGAGUUGCAAAGGAAGUAAUGGAGUCAAGCGCCCAGAUCAAACGGGAGCCGCCGGAAAUCCACAGAGCUGGGAUGGUUCCCAGCCGCAGCUGUCCCUCCAUAACCCAUGGCCCAAGGCUGAGCAGCGUCCCCAGGACUCGGAGAAGAGCUGUUCACAUCUCCAUCAUGGAAGGCCUAGAGUCCCUGCGGGACAGUGCCCACUCCACCCCUGUGCGUUCCUCCUCUCACGGGGACACCUUCCUGCCUCACGUGAGAAGCAGCCGGGCAGACAGCAAUGAGCGAGUCGCCGUGAUUGCAGACGAGGCCUACAGCCCUGCAGACAGCAUGCUGCCCACCCCUGUGGCCGAGCACAGCCUGGAGCUGAUGCUGCUUUCCCGGCAGAUCAAUGGGGCCACCUGCAGCAUCGAGGAGGAGAAGGAGUCUGAGGCCAGCACCCCCACUGCUGCAGAUGUGGAGGCCCUGGGGGGAGAGCUGAGGGCCCUGUGUCAGGGGCAUGGCAGGCCGGAGGAGGAACAGGUGAAUAAGUUUGUUUUAAGUGUCCUCCGUUUGCUCCUUGUGACCAUGGGACUCCUCUUUGUUUUGCUCCUCCUCCUGAUCAUCCUUACCGAGUCUGACCUUGACAUUGCCUUUUUCCGAGAUAUCCGUCAGACCCCCGAGUUCGAACAAUUCCACUAUCAAUACUUUUGUCCCCUCAGGCGAUGGUUUGCCUGCAAAAUCCGCUCAGUGGUCAGCCUGCUCAUUGACACCUGAGAAGACAUGACUCCUCCUAAUAACUAGCCAGGUGGACCAAGAAGCCCGGCUACCCGUUCCCAGCAAUGGGACCCAUCGCGGAACCAUCGGCACAUGUACCAAAUCCUCCUUUCAUGACUCAAAGUCCACAGCCUAGGAGGGUGGUUUCCCAGAAGAAGAAGGGGAUAGGCUCAUGCCCUGUCUAAACAAACUGGGAAAGCUCAUUCCCUUCAGCGGUUCUCUCAAGAAAGGCUCGGCGACUCUGUUUCUCAUCCUCCCAACACGCAGGAUAACUUUUGGCUUUGAAUUUUGAUUUUUCAUAGAUGUGUAUUAUUUUGAAAGUAUUGAAUAAAAAUAAUUUAUUUUAUUAUUACUGAUUAUCACCGUAGUGUCACCUAGCAGAUGGGACACUAGUUGAAGACGAGAGAGCUGUUGUCUUCUGUAUUCUGCAGGAGCUUUUCUACUGGGUUCCAGUAGACUCGUCACUGCAGCCUCAGUGGGGCAGACCAGGGGUCUGGACAGUGGAGACGUCUAAGUUUUCUUGCCAGACAGAGCUUUUUAAAAAGUAAACAUCCAUGUAGAAUGAUUAAAUGAAAAGUUGCUUCUUA